CGAUACAUUCAAUUAUCUCUGCGGUUUGCGGCUGUUGGCGCUUUAAAGUGUGCCCACACACACGGGGUUGUGCUCAGUCGAAUUUUGUUCUCGGACCAUUAAACAUUACCCAUUCAGCAUUCAGCAUUCAGCAUUCAACAUGGAAGGCCAACGCGUGGCAGUCGUCGCAUUUGCUGUUGUUCUCGCCGGACUGUGCGUGCUAUCCGGCCUGAAUGCGGCACCCGUGGAAUGCAAUAAUGGCAAUGGCAUCCAGAUCUCUGACGAUGGCUUCCAGAGCCAGACUCAAACCGGUCCCGGCUGCCAGACCCAGACCUCCGAGGACGGCACCCAGAGCCAGAGCCAGAGUCAGUCGGGCAAUGGCUACCAGUCGCAGACGCAGUGCAGCGGCUCAUCCUGCGGUCAGUUCAACACCUUCCCGCCUCUGUUCACCUUUGAGCCGAUGGAGCCCCUGAAACCCAUCACCUGGCAGCCUUUUGGCCAAAUGGGGGGCAAUCAGCUGCAGCAGCAGUACACUUAUGGCUAACUUCUUGCCUAAAGGAAGUAUUUUAAUAAAACUUUGAAUUUUUCAUAUUUCAAAAAUA
This is a messenger RNA of Drosophila erecta, 581 nucleotides long. RefSeq lists its product as uncharacterized. The transcript is spliced from 2 exons. The coding region runs from base 140 to 523 and encodes 127 amino acids. The record is from RefSeq and is a predicted model, not a curated record. Lineage: Eukaryota; Metazoa; Arthropoda; Insecta; Diptera; Drosophilidae.